AUGAAGACGUCCGCCUCCAUCUGCGCCCUCGUCGCUGCCCUCGGUGUCUCUGCCAAAACCUACGAUGUCUACCGCCAGGCACCGCAGCCCCAGCAGCGUCACCGCGUCAUGCUUGCCGCUACUGCUGCAGACGCCGCCACCAACAAGGCGCCCGAGUCCGUCCGCGGCGGCGCCUGGCUCACGGCAGAUGACAUCGGCGCCGCCGUCGGCACCAUCGUCGUGCCCCAGGCGCGCAUGCCUACCGAGGGCCCCACGGGCAACAACCAGGCCGGCCUCUACAUGGCCAGCUUCUGGGUCGGCCUGGGCUGCGCCGACACGGCCGACUCGCCGCUGCUGCGCGCCGGCGUCGACAUCUUCUGGGACGGCGGCAUGGAGACGUACAACGCCUGGCACCAGUGGUACCCGAACCCGUCGACGGCCUUUGACGUGAGCGCCGGCAACUUUAGCAUCGUGCCCGGCGACAGGGUGCGCAUGGGCGCCGUCGCGCCCGGCGAGGACGGCACGCCGGGCCUCGUGCGCGUCGAGAACCUGUCGAGGGGCGGCGAGGUGCGCUACGAGUUCGCGGCGGGCCAGGGCGCCGGCGCCGCGCCGUGCGGCACGGGCGCGGCCUGGGUGGUCGAGGACUUUACGCUCGCGGGCCUGCCCGACGUGCCGGUCGCGCUGGCCAACUUUAGCUCGACGACCUUUGAGGACGCCCACGCCCUCACGGCGGCCAAGCACGCGAGGACGAUCAGCGCCAAGAAGGCCAGGCUGUUUGACAUCAGCCUGCAGGACCAGGGCGGGAAGCUCACGAGCUGCAGCAUCUCGGGCAGGAAGAAUGUUGUGUGCUCGCGGAUGGUGGAGAAUCCGUGA
This is a messenger RNA of Thyridium curvatum, 852 nucleotides long. RefSeq lists its product as uncharacterized. Gene Ontology annotation, molecular function: glutamic-type endopeptidase activity. Gene Ontology annotation, biological process: proteolysis. The coding region runs from base 1 to 852 and encodes 283 amino acids. The transcript has a single exon. NCBI's taxonomy places the organism in Eukaryota, Fungi, Ascomycota, Sordariomycetes, Thyridiales, Thyridiaceae. The record is from RefSeq and is a predicted model, not a curated record.